Bolinopsis microptera is the source of this 1163-nucleotide messenger RNA. Its product is annotated as xylulose kinase-like. The record is from RefSeq and is a predicted model, not a curated record. NCBI's taxonomy places the organism in Eukaryota, Metazoa, Ctenophora, Tentaculata, Lobata, Bolinopsidae. Gene Ontology annotation, biological process: phosphorylation; xylulose metabolic process. The transcript is spliced from 5 exons. Gene Ontology annotation, cellular component: cytosol. Gene Ontology annotation, molecular function: D-xylulokinase activity. The coding region runs from base 1 to 855 and encodes 284 amino acids.
AUGUUAAUGUCAGAAGCUGAUGAAGUGGCUGCUACAAUAUCAGACUACUUGGUUACAAGAUACGGGUUUAACAAGGAAUGCAAAGUAUUGAGGUGUACUGGAGACAACCCUGCUACUUUAGUAGGCAUGUCUUGUAGAGACCAGGACCUUAUUCUAUCCCUCGGAACGAGUGAUGUUCUGAUUGGAGUGUCUGGUCACGUGACGCCCUCCCCUGAUAUACACGUGUUCUGUAAUCCCCUGAACAGUAACUCUCACAUGUUCAUUAUCUGCUACAAGAACGGAAGUUUGGUCAGAGAAGAGUUGAAAGAUAAGUAUUGCGGAGGAGAGUGGGAGAGAUAUAACCAGAUGUUAUCUACACAGGAUAACCCUCCCUUAGUGGGUAACUACCUGCCUCUACCUGAAACCUGCCCUGCUGGUCUGGUCGGUGCUUUCUGUUCUACUGAUCCAGAGAGGUUACCUUUGUCUCAUCCUCCUGAAACUAUAGUGCGCACUGUAACAGAAGGACAGUUUCUGAGUAAGAGGCACGAUAUCUCAGCAGCUGGCUUCAAACCCACCUCUAACACUCGUCUCAUUGUAGUGGGAGGAGGAAGCGUUAAUAAUACUUUACUAAACCUUAUAAGCAACGUGUUCGGGGUAGACGUGUAUCGUGCUUCCAGUGCUAAUGCUGCAGCACGCGGUGCUGCGCUGCUUGCUUUUGCUGGGGUUAAUGGUGUGGGGAGGAUGGAGGAGUUGAGAACUGAAUAUGAGCUGGUUUCCAAGACAAACCCUGAACUGUACCACACUUACUGUGGUAUGAGGGAGAAUUAUGUUGAUUUACAGAAAGAGUAUUUAUAUAGCUCAUUACAUAAAGAAUAAGUUAACUAAAGUGAUAAUUUUGUGGAAAUGAUAAAGCCAUAAUUAAAGUGAAACUCCACUCAAAAAACUAUUUUAUAUUUCAAUUUUUUAAAUAACUCGUUUCAUUAUAAUAUAAUUAUUAGCAUUAAACAAGGUUAACUCAGCAGUAAAUAUUUGGUCUACUAACUGGUACAAUAAUAUCAUGAUCGAGAAUGAGAUUUGGGGAUAAAAAAUGAUCUGUGGUCGAUUUAGCCGAACUCGAUUCCCUCACUACCUCUUUGUAUUUACAGUGAUGAUCAAUGCUGGAUAUAAUAAUAUUUUAACAGGGA